Schistosoma mattheei is the source of this 1101-nucleotide messenger RNA. The record is from the annotation of a GenBank genome assembly. Lineage: Eukaryota; Metazoa; Platyhelminthes; Trematoda; Strigeidida; Schistosomatidae.
AUGGUUCAUUCGAUCAGUUAUGAAUUUGAAGAUCAAACAGAUAGACCAAUAUGCCAGCGAUGUUCAAAGUCAUUUAAGUCCCACCUUACACUGAAGCAUCAUACUGAAGUCUGUUCUAAUCGUAAUUCGGAGCCAAGAUUCUGCUGUGAGGUAUGUCGAAAGAAAUUUAGGACUGAUAUUCAGUACACCCGUCACAUCUAUUACACUCAUUCACAACGUACAUUUCUGUGUAAAGAAAAAAGUUGUGGUAGAGCAUUCUUAUCAAACUCGCAUCUUAUAGCUCACAUGACAACACAUACGUCUGAUAGACCAUAUUCCUGUCCAGUACAAGGAUGUUCGUAUCAAGCCCGUACAGUCGGUCGACUCGCACAACACAAAAUUAUUCACGGUCAAGGUCGUCGUUUUUCCUGUGAUUAUUGUGAAUACAGCGCUACCACAUCUUCUAAUCUUCGUCGUCAUGCUCGUAUACACGCUGGGGCCAGGCCAUACUUAUGCCCUCAUUGUCCUCACCGUACUAGCGAACUAGAUGCUCUAAAAAAACAUGUUCUAGACUCUGGUAGGCAUCCGGGUCUACCACUUUAUGUGUGUCCGUGGUGUCGAUCGGAGUCCAGCACAGUCUGCGUUGGUUUUAAUGCUUCAAGUCUCGCAUGGCGACAUCUGCUCAGCGAGCAUUCAAGUGAGAUUAUGAAACCAGAAACACUGAGUCGAAUCGGUCGAGUAUCCGAAAAAUCGCUUUCAGAGCGUGAUGUCACUCGUCUUUUGGGUAUAUAUUGUCCGGAAAUCGACUCAACCCAACCACCAGAGAACACUGCUGUUAGGCAGCCAUCUGUUUCUAGUCGCCGUAAAAACCAAAAGGUAGAAACUCUUGGUAGACCCUAUCUUUCUGGAGAAAACGAAUUAACGAUUAUAGAAACCAAAGAGUCAAAUUCAUCAGAAAAUAUAAAUCCCGUUGAGGAGGAUAAGAUUAGAUCUUCCCCAAUCCCUAUAAACUAUCAGAAAAACGACGCUAAUGAUGAUCUAUCUUUUUACAAUCUUAUCCAAAUUGGUUCAGGGGCGAUUUGGUCACGUAAUACGGCACAGUAUACUGUAAAUAAUUUAUGA